Molecule: messenger RNA, 303 nt
Organism: Strongylus vulgaris
Lineage: Eukaryota; Metazoa; Nematoda; Chromadorea; Rhabditida; Strongylidae
Source: the annotation of a GenBank genome assembly
GAGGUGAAUGUGUGUUUUGUUCCACAGGGUGAACACAUUGACAAGGCUGAUAUCCAAAAGUAUAGAGAUGCCAGCGCAGAAGUUUUUGACGUUCUAAACAAUUUCGAUGAACGCAUUGUUGUCGAACGUGCUUCAGUUGACGAAGCGUUUUUAGAUCUCACUGAAUUGGUGGAUCAGAAGAUCGUGGAAUUUGGGGCAGCGCAACUUUUGCAACAUGUGAGUAUGAAGAAGUCAUCUUUGCGCUUAUUUGCGAAUGUAGCUAAACUUGGUCCGAGGUCUGGAAUCGAUCGAGGCAAAAAAUGA